CUAAAAAUGAAAACACCUUUGAGUUGAAUAAAUCCAAAUUCAGUUUUGUUUUGUAUUUACCGUUGAUAGUGAUGAAAUGAUGAACAAUCGCUUCGCCAUCUGAACGAGAAAUCCAACCCGCGAAGAAUCCAAAGUUUCAUUAAACGCAUGCCUUGUGACCAACUUUCACCUUUCAUCACUCUUUUGAAUGCCUUUUCUUGAAUCCUUUUGUUUCAUAUAGCCUAUAACCAUUACCCUUUAUCCAUUUACCUCACAAAAACUUUUCCUUUCUUGAAUUUUCGAUUUUUUUGAAUAGUGUUGCUGAAACUACUUAAAAGGUUAGCUUGAAAUAAAAAAUGGCACAAUCUCAGGGACCGGAUCCGCACAAGAAUGAAGUUAUCCGUUUAGAGCGUGAAUCUGUCAUUCCAAUUCUCAAGCCUAGACUCAUCAUGACCUUGGCAAAUCUUAUUGAACAUAGUUCCGACCGGGCGGAGUUUUUGAAGCUCUCGAAGAGGGUAGAGUACACAAUUCGAGCUUGGUACCUUCUACAAUUUGAGGAUUUGAUGCAACUCUACUCCCUCUUUGAUCCUGUGCACGGGGCACAGAAGUUGGAACAACAGAAGCUAGCUUCUGAAGAAAUUGAUGUACUUGAACAGAAUUUCUUGACAUACCUAUUUCAGGUAUUGGAAAAAAGCAACUUCAAGAUAGUGACUGAUGAGGAGAUUGAGGUUGCACAUUCAGGCCAGUAUCUUCUAAAUCUUCCCAUCACUGUUGAUGAAGCUAAGCUUGACAAGACACUCUUGAAGAAAUAUUUUGCAGAGCAUCAUUGUGAUAACCUUCCAGAUUUCUCUGAUAAGUAUGUUAUCUUUCGGCGAGGCAUUGGAAUUGACCGAACAACCGAUUAUUUUGUCAUGGAGAAAGUGGACAUGCUCAUUGGAAGAUUUUGGGCUUAUCUGUUAAGAAUAACUAAGUUGGAAAAGGUUUUGUCAAGAAGGGCAAAAAGGUUUAGUAAGAAGGAUUCAGAUGGCAAUGAAAUUGUCCGUGAAGCAAACGGCGAUGACUUUUAUGUGGAACGGAUACGUCUUGAAAAUAUGCAACUAAGCUCCCGUAAUUUACUUGGCCAGACCUUGAUCCAAGAACCGACUUUUGAUAGGAUAAUUGUUGUAUACAGGAGAGCCAGUACCAAAUCUAAAGCAGAACGAGGAAUAUUUGUGAAGCAUUUUAAAAACAUUCCAAUGGCUGACAUGGAAAUAGUUCUUCCAGAAAAGAAAAACCCCGGAUUAACUCCAAUGGAUUGGGUCAAGUUUCUUGCAUCAGCAAUAGUUGGACUGGUUGCUGUAUUUAGUUCACUCGAAAUGCCUUCGGCUGAUUGGUGGGUCAUAUUUGCCGUUCUUUCCACAGUAAUUGGUUACAUUGUUAAGACAUAUUUCACGUUCCAACAAAACUUGGCUCAAUACCAAAAUUUGAUUACACAGUCAAUGUACGACAAACAACUCGACAGCGGAAAGGGUACACUUCUCCAUUUGUGUGACGACGUCAUUCAACAAGAAGUCAAAGAGGUGAUACUUUCAUUCUUCAUUCUAAUGGAACAGGGUAAAGCUACAAGACAGGAUCUUGAUCACUGGUGUGAGGAACUAAUCAAAGAGGAGUUUGGGGAGGAAUGUAAUUUUGAUGUGGAUGAUGCGGUUGGGAAAUUAGAGAAGUUGGGUAUUGUCAAUCGGGAUUCUAUUGGUCGAUAUCAAUGUGUUGGACUAAAACGGGCUAAUGAGAUCAUUGGCACCACCACUGAAGAGCUUGUGCUCAAGGCGAGACAGGGAAACAUGACUACUUAAUGGUGUUUAGCAGUCUUAUGUACAUGCUAGUGUUGGUUAAUAAUGAUAAUCUUGAUUUUCUUUAAGAAAGGCUAGAUUGAUGUCUCGUCUCUUGAAUGGAAGAAGUUGGUUACAUUUCUGCUUUUAUCUUCGGGUAUAAUUGGUUUCACUUUCCGUAGGGUAAAUUGAUUCCAAAAGCGUAGAAUUAAUUGUCACUUGUUUUUUUUUUCAGUAGAGUUGAUUUUGUUUUCAAAAUUAAUUCUUACUUGAAAUUAGAAUUUAGAACUUUUGUAUGUAUAAUUGAUUUUUGGCCUUAAAUCUAUCGUUUAAUUUACUUUUACA
Molecule: messenger RNA, 2132 nt
Organism: Cicer arietinum (chickpea)
Lineage: Eukaryota; Viridiplantae; Streptophyta; Magnoliopsida; Fabales; Fabaceae
Source: RefSeq, a predicted model, not a curated record